This is a messenger RNA of Nelumbo nucifera (sacred lotus), 571 nucleotides long. Its product is annotated as signaling peptide TAXIMIN 1-like. The record is from RefSeq and is a predicted model, not a curated record. Lineage: Eukaryota; Viridiplantae; Streptophyta; Magnoliopsida; Proteales; Nelumbonaceae.
GUAAGUUGAAUAGCACAGCACGAGAACAAUGAAAGACAGAAGGAAGAAUAGCAUGAAUACUGUGGAUUGCUGCGGAUGCCGGCCUUUAGCCUUUCUACUGGCCCUGCCCUGUGUCAUCCUGUCCCUCUUUGUAUCGAUCGCCGGCGUCAUUGUCUGGGCCAUCGGGUCGGUAGUGGGUUUGAUAUGCCCAUGUUGCCUAUGCGUGCCGGCCCUGGUGGACUUUGCCCUAGAGCUGAUCAAGGCCCCGCUUCACGUCUUGGAGUGGCUUACCUCUCAUAUCCCCUGCUAGACUUACACGUCAAUCCAAUUUCAUUCUUCUCUGUGCUUCAGUUAUAUACUACUUGGUUUAUUUUUAAGUGGGGUCUCAGUUUUCUUUCUUAAAUUUUCUGUGAAACGCUGAUGUGAGAAUGUGUUUGUACUACAUUAAUUUCAUUUGUUGUUUCUGGUUCAUACGAGACGAAAUGUCGUGUGGUUGGAGCAUGAGAACAAAAGAAAGGCUCCUCCACUAUUUUGUGUACUUUGUAUCUGUAAAAAUGUAUGUGUUUAGUUAUUUACUGUUGUUAUUAUUAUA